UACUUGAGCAAAGCUUUACAAGAGAUGUCAAUGCAUGUCUGUGAUCAAUUCCUCCCUGUGGGAAGGGACAUGCUUAAUUGCCUGAACUCAUGAUUAGGUGGACUCGAUGAGGUUCUUUGCAACAGGUUUUGCCGCUAUAAUCAAAUCUUGUAGAAACAGAUUUUAUGCAAACGGUGGCAUGCAAUUUUUUGAAUUAGGUUUCCCUCUUUCUCCUCUUCCAUAUUUGGUCUAUCUGAGUAGCUAGGAGUACUGAGGAACGGUUAAGACAAUAUACAGUUUCUUUCAUCAAGUCAUCUUGCAUGUUUUAGUGUUGAUCAUCUUCUAUCACGAAGACUGACUCAGACAAUGACAUCAUGAAUCUUUCAACUAUUCAAGUCAUUGGUUAUAAUGCAAGAGGGCUGUUCAAGCAUAGAUACUUUAAUAUAAAAAGGGAAGGAUUUAAUCAAUAACCACCAUAGAGAUAUAUGUGGGUACAUGCCAAACAACAUGAGCAGGUAGGAGACUGUCCUUUUACAGAUGCUUAUUGUGAACUUCACUUCCACCUUUUUUAGUGAAAAUUCUGUGAAUUAUCAUGCUUCUAAAGCUUAAAAAAAUGUAUGGCAAUCCUGUGAACCAAUUAUUUUCUGUGAGCUGGGGGGGAAAAGAUGAUAAUUAUAUUUCCUCUGAGAGGGUCCUGAUAAAAAUGAGACAGGUCUCUACAAGAACACUGACACAGUUGUUCAAUCGAGUUAUUUUCGCAACACAAAUAAUCAAAACAGUGUUGAAUUUUGAUGUCACUUCUGAAUUUAGUCCAUUUAAAGAUCGUCUGCAGGAGUUCACCCUGAAACCUUCCGGUUUAUUUCUGAUGUUGGUAUUUUUCUGUACUUUCUGAAACAACAACCUUCAAUUGUCAAAACAAAGCCAUUGUUCCAUGUUAGUUUCACAUUUAUACUGCUUGUAAAGGCUCAUGAUUUGAAUGUAUUCAAAUGAUUUACUGUCCACUGAGCACAGAACAGUGAAAAACUAUUUAUACCACAAUUACAUUGUUGAGUGGAGGACCCCGUUGAUGGCUGUGGGUUUUCAGAGAUUAUGGAUUUAAUAUCAAAGAGAAUGGAAAAUCAGUCAAGGAGAUGCAAGACUGAAUGGAGGUUAAAGACCAUCAAAUAUCCCCCUCCCCUCUUCCUCUCACUCUCUCUCUCGCUCGCUCUCUCUCUCUCACACACACACACACUUGCCUGCUUCUGUUAAUUUCUCAACCAGACUAUCAGAAGCAAAAUUUCUCUCUAGCUCUCAGAGAUGCCACAUGGAUUUACAGAUUAACACUGUAUAAAUAUCUUGAAGCUAUUUGCUUGAGAGAGCACACUAAGAACAAAAGGACGGUAAGUCAUGCCAUUUUAAGGAUUUUUACUGAACAAACAAAAAAGCUUUUGGGGAUGAGUCAUUUUAGUUCAGAGGAAACAAAUGCUCUAAGGCAAUCUCUGUUUUGUGCUUCCACUUGCAUGUUAUUAGACUUUGUACAUAUAUUAUUUUAUUUCUGAGUUUAUCGCCCAGGAAAGUUUCUUGCUGCUCUUGAGACUCAGCUGAUUGCCUGCUGGCUUCAUCAAAAUAUAAUAGAGCUCGAGGGAAAAUGACUCAGGAAGAGAGUAUAGUUUGUUUCCUUUUAACUGCUGGUUUUGCAGGAUAAUUAAAAACCCUGUAUUUAAUAUAACCACAAAUACAUUUAAUUCACGUAGCAGGACACACAAUUCUUACAAUAUAUUUAAUAUAAGAGAGCACAGCACUCUUUAUUCUUCAUUAUAUCUUUUACCUUCAGUGUCUCUCUGAAGCUUCGGGACUGAUCUAUCCUCUCAUCUCCUCUUUGUGUGCUGCUGUGGGUCGGUGCAGGACACUCAUGGGAGAUAUUGGCUCACAAGGGGGCUCGCCCAUUCACCCAAUGUUCCUCUCCAAGCUGCCCCCCUCUGCAGACCUGGCUGUUGCAGCCUUCCUCACCUUUACUGGUUUGACAUCAGUGCUGGGAAACGGCAUGGUGUUAUUGUUCUACUGUAGAAAAAGAAAGAAGCUCAGACCUCCAGAGCUCCUCACCAUCAACCUGGCUCUAUGCGAUUUUGGCUAUGGCCUCUUUGGGGCGCCAUUCUUCAUCAUUUCAAGCCUGUGCCAUGCCUGGGUGUUUGGGGAGACGGGGUGCCUCUGGUACGGCAUUCAGGGCUUUGUGUUUGGCAUCGGCUCUCUUCUCACCACCUGUCUCAUCUCUGUGGACCGCUGCCUUAAGAUCUGCUGCUCAAGAUACGGUCAAUGGGUUGAGAGAUGCCAUGUCUCUCUGUCCAUAUUGCUGAUGUGGAUUUAUACACUGUUCUGGGCCCUGCUGCCUGCUUUUGGCAUUGGAAGUUACGGAGCAGAACCUUAUGGGACCAGCUGCACCAUCAAUUGGUGGAAAAUGAGGUCAUCUCUAUAUGACAAAACUUAUAUUUUCCUCAUCCUGACAUUGUGCUUCGGACUGCCAGCGCUUGCCAUUGUCAUUUCAUAUCUGGCAAUCCUGCUGACGGUCAACAGAUCUAAUCGCAAUCUGGCAUCUAUAUCGUCCUCAUCUGUCAGUCACACCAGCAAAGAAGUGAAAUUAGCAAAGAUGGCAGCUGUAGUGUGCAGUAGCUUCCUCCUGGCCUGGAUGCCCUACGCUGCUGUGUCUCUGAUCUCUGCACUCCUUCCCAGACACCAAGAGGUAGGAGGCACUUUACUUUCUAUGAAGGAGGAGACCGCGGGUCCUAAUGUUCCCAGGAUCUUUGAUGUACCCUCUUUGCUCAACUGGACUACUGCAGAAUAUUACACACAAAUCCACAACAAUCCUGAGAGUAAUCGGAGUGAAGUGAGCAGCACCACUUCUGCCUCCAUCACCGGCCUGAGUGAGAAAGAAGCUGAGCCAGUGACCACGAUCCCGCAGUUGCACUCUUCUCUGCAACCUGUAGUCACCUUGAUCCCUGCUUUGUUUGCGAAGUCUCACUCCAUGGUCAACCCUUUAAUCUACCAGAUAAUGAACAGGGCGUUCAGGGAUGAUGUCUACGUCAUGGUGUUCGGCCAAGAGAUGGCAGGGAGGAGGCGCAUGCAAGGGAGGAAUCAGAGUUUAUGUGAAAGCGGACUCAGCAGUUCGUAUCGCCAUAGCUGGAGGAGGAACAAGAGUAUGGGUAUGUUUGUAGAAAGAAAACACAUAAAUUUGAAGAAUACAGAAGAACACAGCCACCCAGGGAGCAGUAGAGGAAGAUCAAAGUCGUGGGCAGACAAUAUCUCAGUCAGGACUGAUGCUUUGGACUCUUUGGAGACUGCAGGAGAUAUGGAGAGACACUUCACUGAAGUUGGACAGAAGAAAUCCAGCAAUGACUGACAGAUUGAUUAUAGAUAGACAGAUGGUGCAUGGAUGGAUAGGUGGGUGCAUGGAUUGAGAAAUAGAUAUACAGUAUAUAUAGAUAUAUAUAUAGAUAGAUAGACAGACAGACGGACAGACAGACAGAGGAAUGGAUGGA
Molecule: messenger RNA, 3491 nt
Organism: Labrus bergylta (ballan wrasse)
Lineage: Eukaryota; Metazoa; Chordata; Actinopteri; Labriformes; Labridae
Gene: opn9
Product: opsin 9
Biological process (GO): G protein-coupled receptor signaling pathway; phototransduction; cellular response to light stimulus
Cellular component (GO): plasma membrane
Molecular function (GO): G protein-coupled photoreceptor activity
Source: RefSeq, a predicted model, not a curated record